UUUUCUCUUUCUGAUUAAAAUUUUAGUCAAGCACUAUUAACUAUAUUUAUAUUUAAGCUUUAUUAUGAUUCAAUGGGGAUGGCAAAAGUUUGGGAGUGAUCUAUGGUAGGAGUGAGAGUAAUGGCUACUGGCUUAUGGUCACAGUGAGAAAGCUGGGGAAAUAGAGUAAAAAAGUGGUUGACACUUGUGGGAAAACUAGACUUGUGUUUAAGCCAUCGACUGGGGAAACUUUUCACUUGUCAUGAACACUGAUUUAGCCAUUAAAGUAAGUUAACCAGGUAUUUUGGCAUCAAAAAUCCCAGAAGGAAUUUAAUGUUGCCUAUAAUGACGCUAUUACUUCUCUCGUCGUCAAUUGAGCCAGAAUAUGACUUCUUAAUUAGGGUUUGCUUUUCUUGUACAGUUGUGGCUUUGCAUCUCCUUCGUUGGAUAUAUAUCUGAAAUAUUGGAGAAGCAAAAAAAAAUAAAAGAAAAGGCAAACAUGAUAUCUUGAAAAGUUUGUAUUCUUCGCUCUUUAGAUGUUUUGGAUUGCAACAGAUGUUUGAUAGUCCAAUUUGAGGGCUCUAUCUUACCGGAAUACAUCAUGUACUCAAACCAGCAGGGCAAACUUUGGCUUAUUUGAUACAACUUUAUUUCUUGAUGUCAACUUCUGCGAAGCUAAGAUAAGGUUUUCUUGGUUUCAGAUGUCAACCAGGAGUCAAGUUUAGGAUAAAGUACUACCAAAUGAUAUAAAUGGUUAUAAACUACAGAGUCUGUUGAAAUUCCAUCUUUAUGCAUUUGUGGCUGAGUUUGAGUUGUUUGACUGGACUUGUUUGGCUUCCUUUUUUUCAAUGACUGAUUUGAGUUUUCAUUUGUUUGGCUUCCAUUUUUUCAAUGACUGGUUUGAGCUUUCAUCAUUAAUGAAAGUCCCCCUCUCUAUGCCCCCAUCUCAAUCAACUACUUUGAAUGCUAAUCCUGGCCAUACAAUCAGAGAAAGAGAAAAAUGAGAUUCAUAAUGUCAACCUGAUUUCUCUACAUUAUGAGGACAUGAAAGUGAGAAAAAUCUUUGAAGUAUUAAGAAAGACUCUCUGAGGGCUAAAGAAAAUUAACAACAAUUUGUUUUGUCCUAAUCAGAACUUUCUUUUAACACAUCUGAAUGUGAUGUUUUGAUAUUUGUUAUGAAUUAAGUCCAUUUGAUUCCUGUUUCUGUUAUAUGUUAACGAAACGAAGCACUAUAAAUCUUCUUGUGUUUUAUCAAUCAAUAUGCAUGCAUUUAACACUUUUGGUAGCUUAUCUUACAAAACAUUUUGCUGAAAGGUGGAUAAUUUAAUUGCUAAAUCGCAAAUAACCACUGGUAUAUUGCGUGUUGUAUUGUACCCCCUACGUUAAAAAAUAUAAACCUAACUCCUUUUUGGACCAUUAGCACCUAACCAACAGUCUCCCAUCCAAAAAACCAUAGGAGAACCCUAAAAGACGACUUGUAAUGCUGAAUUACCCUUUGUAGCUCUCAAUUGUCCUCCUUUUGUUUGUUCUUUCCUUACCCAUUCUGCUCAUCAAAUCUUCACAAUGGAAUCGAGAAUGAGGAGGAGAAGCAGGAUGAUGAAUGGCGGAGGAGAAAGGUUUGCUGAUUGCAGAGGAAGAAGAAGACAUUCCACAGAUUUUGCAGGAAGCUAAAACUCGCUGGCUUCGUCCAAGUGAAAUAUGCGAAAUACUUCGCAACUACAAAAGAUUUAAGUUGAAUGCUGAUCCACCUUACAAGCCCGCUGGUGGUUCUUUGUUUUUAUUUGAUCGAAAGGCACUUCGAUAUUUCCGCAAAGAUGGCCAUAAUUGGAGAAAAAAGAAAGAUGGAAAAACUGUUCGAGAAGCUCAUGAAAAACUAAAGUGCGGCAGUGUUGAUGUUCUUCAUUGCUACUAUGCCCAUGGUGAGGAAAACGAGAACUUCCAAAGACGUAGCUAUUGGUUGCUUGAUGAGCAGUUGGAUCACAUUGUUCUUGUACAUUACAGAGAUGUCAAUGAGGGUAGCAGACCGACCUUUUCACAUUUAUCAAAUACUGAACAAAACAGAGUGAAUCACAUGGAAGAAACUCAAGCAUCUACAUUCACCCACUUAAGUCCAUCGACAUUCACAUCACAAACGUCUUAUGUAUCGAGCCCUAGUGCUGCAGAUUGGAGUGGGCAGGCUCCAUCGUCCGAGCUUGAGGAUGCUGAUUCUGGUGAAGAGCUAGGUGGGGCUUCAGCUUCACACACUGAUUCUGUAUCAUGUCCAGGGUUUCAAUUUGCUUCUUUGCCUGGAGACACUGCCGUGAAGGACGGUAUUGUGAUUAACCAAUUUUACUCAAGAGAUUUUCCAGAUACUGCUGUCUCAAGUAGAUUGCUUGAUCCUUUGUUUUCAAGUCAGGUUUCUUUACAGAAUACUACAAUUGGUGUGAAGCAACAAAUCAGUGGUGCUCCCCAAGGUUCAUUUUGUGAAAAUGACCAUAAUUCUGCUGCAUCCAAGUGGGUAAACAUGACUAAGAAGGACGUUGACAUGAAGGAGCAAAAUAUUUCCUUCGAACCAACUGGACAUUCUGGUGACAUAUCUAGAAGAGUGAUAGAUGACCACACUGUUUUAAACUCUACUUUGGAUGACACAUUCAAUAUGUUACGUAAUGCUCAAUUAGAGAUACUUAUUGGUAAUGGCGAUAGAGAAAAUCAGAUCAAACAGGAGAAUGUUGUACACGUAGAUAGCCUUCAAGGCAGAAAUCAUUUAUUUGAUCACUCUAGUUAUACUUAUCAGGGGGCAGACGACCAAUCUCUAGAAUAUCCCACAAAAGUUUCCUAUCCUUUAAAGAACAACCGAGAUACUAAUAUGCAUAAUAAUGAGCAUGGAGAUCUGAAGAAGUUAGAUAGCUUUGGAAGGUGGAUGAGUAAGGAGAUUGGUAAGGAUUGCGACGAUUCACUGAUGGCAUCGGAUUCUGGAAGUUACUGGAAUACUCUUGAUACUCAGAGUGAUGACAAGGAAGUGUCUACUAGCUUACCCCCUCAUAUGCAGUUGGAUAUCGACACACUGGGCCCUUCCCUUUCCCAAGAACAGCUAUUCAGUAUUCUCGACUUCUCACCUGAUUGGGCUUAUUCUAAUGUCGAGACAAAGGUUCUUAUCUCAGGUAGGUUUCUGGGCAAUGUUGACCCUGGAAGCGUCAAGUGGUGUUGUAUGUUUGGCGAACAUGAGGUCCCCGCUGAAAUUUUGACAGCUGGCGUACUUCGGUGUAAGACUCCUGCGCAUCCUCCGGGCCGGGUCCCAUUCUAUGUAACAUGCAGUGAUAGGUUAGCUCGCAGUGAGGUUCGAGAAUUUGAAUUUUGUGAAAACCCAAGUGCAACACAUUUAUUGCCAAAGAGUGAAGCAGAGGAGUUGCAUCUUCAAAUACGUUUUGCAAAGCUGUUGUCGGUGGGAACAGACAAGAAGCUACUAUGCUCGGUUGAAAACUGCCUAAAGUGCAAAGUCAAGCAAAGGUUGUCCUCACUGCUAAAAGAUGAUGAAAAGCAGUGGGCUGAAGUGGAGAUGUGCACCAAAGCUGAGAGGAGAUAUUAUUAUAAUGUGAGAAAUAAGUUGAUCGAGAACUUGUUGAAGGGUAAACUGUAUGAGUGGUUGGUCUGCAAAGCUCACAAGGAGGAUGGUCGUGGGCCAAACAUCUUGGAUGAAGAAGGACAAGGAGCAAUUCACCUAGCGGCGGCUCUUGGAUAUGAUUGGGCGAUGGAUCCCAUUGUUGCUUGUGGUAUCAAUCCAAGCUUUAGAGAUUUACAUGGUCGGACAGGACUUCACUGGGGAGCAUACUAUGGCAGAGAGGAGGUGGUUGCUGCACUCGUCAGGCUCGGAGUUGAUCCAGGUGCAGUCGAGGAUCCAACAUCGACAUCUCCUCAAGGGCUAACUGCUGCUGACCUUGCAUCAGCUAGAGGGCAUAAGGGAAUUGCAGGCUUCUUAGCUGAAGCACAUUUGACUAGCCAUCUUUCCUCUCUAGCACUAAAAAAGAAGGUUGGCAAUAGUGUUUCUGCAACUCUCGCUGCAGAAAAGACAACAGUAGAAGCAGCAGAAGAUCAAAACAUAGUUUUCCUAAAUGAUAAUAAUAUAGAGGAGCAGCUAUCAUUAAGGGGAUCCUUGGAUGCUUUAAGAAAGUCGACUGAAGCGGCCGCACGGAUACACACUGCUUUUAGAGUUCAAUCAUUCAUCCAAAGGCAGUCAACAGAGAAAAAAGAUGAAGAUUCAUGGAUCUUGGAUGAAGCAGUGCUCUCCACCCUAAAUAAUAGGUUUCAGAAAUUGGGUCACUUCAAUGAAGCUUUGCAUGCAGCCGCUGCUGUAAAAAUCCAGCAAAAGUACCGUGGAUGGAAGGGGCGGAGGGAAUUCUUGAAGAUCCGCAAUAAAAUUGUAAAAAUCCAGGCACAUGUGAGAGGACAUCAAGUUCGUAAACAAUAUAGAAAAAUAGUUUGGUCCGUCAGUAUUGUCGAAAAGCUUAUAUUGCGGUGGAGGCGUAAAGGAGCCGGAUUGCGAGGCUUUCAAGCUGAUCGAGCAAUUAGUAGUACUUCCAAGCAGGAGGAUGGAAAGAGCGAUGAGUAUGAGUUUCUUCGCGUUGGCCGGAAACAGAAAGAGGCAGGUGUUGAGAAAGCUUUGGCCAGAGUUCAGUCCAUGGCUCGAAAUCCAGAGGCUCGCGACCAGUACAUGAGAUUGGUGGCAAGCUCCCACAAAUCCAAGUUGGGAGAUGGCGAAAGCUCCUCCUCACAAAUACAGAGUUCCGAAGAAGAAAAGAUGGUAGACAAGGAUCAACCUGCAUCUAUGAUACACUGAACGGUAGCCAACCUAGUUAGCUAGUUCUCAUUAACUACUGCCGAGGCCUUCGGCGAUCGUCAGCAAAUGCUCUCAACAACUCGUGCUGCUUCUGUAAGUAAACUCCUGACUUGGCAAAUGUUGUAAAGGCUAAUUGCCGUGUAUGAAAAUAAGAUAGACCAAAGUAUUAAAAGUAUGUAAGUAUAUAUAUUUUACCGCUGUAAUUCAUACUGUGAACAGCAGCGUAGUAGCAAUGUAAUAGACGGUAAGAUUGGGGAGAUUUUGUGGUCGGUGGCAUGUAAUUUUGUAUGCAUAACGGCCGGGAGAUGGCCUUGUGCUUAAGCUUCGGCUGGGGUUGGGGAAUGUGGUUUUGUCGCAGUAGGCACUAUAUAUGUGUAGAGAGUUAGCAUCAAUUGUAGUGUACCCAAUUUGCGAGCCAAAAGUUUGUGCCAUUGUAGCUUGCAUACUUUUGUCCUUGUAAUUUGCUUCCUAAUGGGCUAAUCUGUGCCUGCCUUCUGGGCGGGCGGGCUGUAAAAAACGAACUUUGUCUUUCUUUUGAUUGCCUUCGGAUGAACUGAUCUGCA
This is a messenger RNA of Ananas comosus (pineapple), 5355 nucleotides long. Its product is annotated as calmodulin-binding transcription activator 1-like. Gene Ontology annotation, cellular component: nucleus. NCBI's taxonomy places the organism in Eukaryota, Viridiplantae, Streptophyta, Magnoliopsida, Poales, Bromeliaceae. The transcript is spliced from 12 exons. Gene Ontology annotation, molecular function: protein binding; transcription coregulator activity; double-stranded DNA binding. The record is from RefSeq and is a predicted model, not a curated record. Gene Ontology annotation, biological process: regulation of transcription by RNA polymerase II. Bases 1580 to 4792 code for a protein of 1070 amino acids.